This is a messenger RNA of Lucilia cuprina (Australian sheep blowfly), 2129 nucleotides long. RefSeq lists its product as uncharacterized. The record is from RefSeq and is a predicted model, not a curated record. Lineage: Eukaryota; Metazoa; Arthropoda; Insecta; Diptera; Calliphoridae. The transcript is spliced from 5 exons. The coding region runs from base 178 to 1821 and encodes 547 amino acids.
ACAAAAAUCAUCUAAACACGCUGCAUAAGCAAUACUUUUAAUUGUUUGAGAUUGUUGCAAAAUUACAUUCUUUUUUAUAAAUUUGUAUAGUAAGAAGCUUUAAAGAUAUUUGUUUGUGUUAAAACAGUUGAGAAGUAUUAAAAGUAUAUAAAUAAAGUAAAUAACUUUAUAACAAAAAUGACCAACAACUCAUCGGAGGAAAACCAUGAUUUGGCUGGGGCUGCAGCAGCUUCAAAUUUUGAUGAACUUGCGUUAAAUGACACCGGCUUUUGUAAUUUAUGUGGAGAUAAGGCCGAAAGCAAAUGUGACCGGUGUGGUGAUUUCUAUUGUUCGGAAUUUUGUCAGCGCAGAGAUUGGCAAAAUCAUCGUUAUAUAUGUUUUCCCAUGCCGAAAUUAGUUAAAUCUAGGAUCGUAUCGUCUUUAAAAAUGGAAGUUGCCAGGGAGGAAUCACAUCAACAAACUAUCCCAAAUAAUGAACUCAAAGUUCAGCAUAACAGUAAUUUGCCGCCGCACGGGAGUUGUGUACUAUUGACUGGAUUUAAGUCGACUAAUCGCUGUUUUAUUCGCUCUACUAAUCCUUCCAGUCUAGCAGAAAACAAGAAAAUUUUAAACGAAAUACAUGAAUUUGGAAAAAAAUCUGGUGCGUUUUCUGAGAAUCCCAAAACGAAUGCAUAUGCUCUAGCGCUAAGAGAAGACAAGUGGUGUAGAGUGCAAAUCUUGGGAGGGCGUAAAGAAAAUUAUUACCGCAUACGUUUCAUGGACUUUGGAGAAAUAAGUAGACGUUACUUGAAAGAUUUGCGCAGAGUUUCACGGGCAAUCAUAAAUUUGCCAUGUUUCAACAACGUCGUACAACUUAAGGAUAUUGUUAAUUUCUCAAGUGAUAUUAAAUUGCUGGAGUCAUUAAAUAAAUUCGCCAAUAUGGAAUAUAGAGUGGAAUUUGUUGAACCAGAUGAAGCUGGUGGUAAUGUUAAACUAUAUAACUGGCAAAAUAAUACAUUAUUAAAUACAUUGAUUUUGGAUUUCAUGAAGAAUAAAAAAAGUGAUAAAGAUAUAGAACUUGUCUCAACUACCUCUUCAUUGUCAAACAGUAAUGAAGUACAAAGUAAUGGAUUAGAGAAACCACCGAUGAAUGGAAAUUCAAAUAAAAAGGAUAGUGAUAAUAAUUCAUCUACAGCAGAAAAUAAGGUUGAAUCGGUUGUAAGCCAAAGUGUUGUAAAUCCUCCAGCAAAGAAGAAACCUGCGGCGUCACCUCGUCAAAUUCAAAUGCAUAAGCCUUGUCUACAACCUCCAUUUGAAAUUAUUCCAAUAAAUGAAAAAGAUCGUAAUUGCAAAAUCAUUAUUGUGGACGACAGUUAUACUGGAAGUGGUUAUAUCGGCUGUUUAUUAGAUAAAUAUUGCGAAAAUUUGAAUGCAGUAUCAAAAUUUUUACAAGAUUAUAAAGUCAGUGACCAGGCAUACAAACCAAAGAUAAACGAAUAUUGCUUAGCAAUGUUCGAAAAUGACUGGUACAGGGCAAAGGUAGUGGAAAUAAUUUCAGAAGAUAAAUUUCUGGUGGUUUAUGUUGACUUCACAAACGAAAUGGAAUUAUCGAGUAAAUUAAUACGACGUUAUCCCAUGUCAUUAACUAUGCCUUGCUAUACAACUAUUUGUGCUCUUGAUGGUUUACCAGAGGAUAUAUCAGAUGAACUUAAAGACUUCCUAGAGCAGAACUGCAAGUCUUUUACACGUCUUAACAUUGAAAAUAUUCGAUCAGUUGAUGAUGUUUGUUAUGUCGAAUCUAAAGAAUUGUUAAAUAAAAUGCGCAAAGCCAAGCUUUUAUAAUUUAUUGGUUAUUUUAAUAUUAUUACAUUAUGGCAUCUUACAAUAUUUUAAUUGCAUCCACCUCUUUACAAUACCAUUAGCUUAUUUGUUCAUAUUUAAACUUUAGUUACGCAUAUGACAUGAAUUACACUGUUUCAUAUCCUAUUCAUUCUAAUCUGUUUUACUAUUAAGACAAAUGUGUAUGCUCUCAUAUAAGGUCAGAUAUACAAUAUCACGACUUGACUAGAUUUAUUAAAAAUAUUUUUUAUGCUAAUUGUAAAGUACUAAGCAAACUCAUUUAUAUGAAUAUAUCUUUAAAUUUAAAAACA